UAUUUCAUUCCAAAUGAAUAUGACUUUUCUAAAAGCAAAAUAUUUAUUAUUGAUCUGUUUUCGCUAUUAGGACAAUUUUAUAUUCAUCAAACUAAAUGAAGUAACUUAAAACCCAAUUUUGCUAAUUUUCAAACAGCCUUUAAAGCUUAUUUAGAAUUUAUAAAGUCUUUAAAGAAUCGUACCAAAGACGUUCUUUGACGCAACGCAGCCGUUUACGCUCUGGCGUCACUGUAGAGCGCAAAGGAUUAUGGUUAGACAGCGGAAGUAAGAUGGCGGAGGUGACAGAUGAGGUGAGCUGUAGAUUGCUACGACAGGAGCAUUAAAUCGUGUUUUCUCACUAAUGGUUGGAAACAGAAGGUCUUGACUUCAUCCUGCGGAGGACCAGACAGCAGCAUGGCAGAUGAGAACGAGAAACCUGCUGUUGCUCCUCCAGUGUUUGUGUUUCAGAAAGAUAAAGCACAAAAGAGGUCAGCAGAGGGAUCCAGCACAGAGGAUGGAGAGGACUCGGAUGCGGCAGAUGGCAAUUACAGCCCUGCAGCCAAAAGAGGAAGAACAUCACCAUUUACGCAAUUUCCACCAACUCAUUCCGUUUCUAAGAAUAAUGUUUUCAUGCCAUCCAGUUUCUGCCAGUCACCAACCGAAAACUCGGACUCAGAACCUGAAGAGAAAACUGUGGGGUUUCGCCUGAAACCCCCAACUCUGAUCCAUGGCCAGGCGCCGAGCACUGGUGUCCCCAGCCCGAAACCCAAAGAAGCCCAGCGCAGCAUCCUGCGACCUUCAGUGCUGCAGCCCCCUUUGACUCGAUCCCCCCCUCAGAACAACACGAGCAACAGCAGUUCGAACGGAGCGAAGAACCUCUCAGAUGGAGGAGCAGAUUGUGAACGUAACUCGGAGACGUCUGCUGCUGGCACACAGGAUAAUGACGUGUCAUCGGUAAAGAGCAGCAGCACUUUUGGGCACAAAACAGAAGACAAAACUGAAGGUGCCCCAAUUGAGACCAGUUUUGUGUUUGGACAGAAUAUGAAGGACAGAGCAAAGGUGGCCAACAGCUGUGUCUCAUCCAAAAGUGGUGAUUCAGAUGAAACAAAUUACUUUUUGCAGUAUAUCGCUUCCAGAGCACAAAAACCUGACAGCAGCAAUGCCAACAGCGUGAAGUUUGUCUUUGGGCAGAACAUGUUGGAUCGUGUCUUGGCAAUGCCAAAGUUCAGCACUGAACCUCCAGGGAGCAGCAAAGAGCCUCAGUCAGAGAUGGGCCUGUUCAGCCAGAGUUCCUCCUCACACGAUCAAACCGUGGAGCCAAAGAGUGACAACAUGAAAGAGUCUCUGGAGGAGUCGGCGGCGCGACACGAAGCACACAAACCGCAGAAGUGUUUAUUAGAGCGGGUGGAGGUCCGGACAGGAGAGGAGUCUGAGAGCAACGUGUUGCAGAUGCAGUGUAAGUUGUUUGUGUUUGAGAUGACGUCUCAGUCGUGGGUGGAGAGAGGAUGUGGAGUGCUCAGGCUCAAUGACAUGGCAUCCGAUGAUGACGGCACUUUACAGUCCAGACUGGUCAUGCGGACUCAGGGAAGUCUUCGAGUGAUCCUCAACACUAAGCUUUGGCCUCAGAUGCAAGUGGAUAAAUCCAGUGAGAAGAGUCUCAGAAUAACAGCCAUGGACACAGAGGAGCAGGGCGUCAAAGUCUUCCUCAUAUCUUCCAGCUCUAAAGACGCGGCGCAGCUCUUUGCAGCCCUGCACCAUCGUAUCCUGGCGCUACGGAGCAUCAGCGGGCAGGAGUCUGACGGCCAGCCGGCCAUCCGCUUCAGUGACGACGACGAGUCCCGCACGCCCCCCACAGCAGCCACGCCUGCUCCAGGUAAUCCAGAGGCAGGUGUGUGUCCAUCCACAAGUGACACACAGUGCUGAGCCUGCUGCUGAUAUUUAUCCCACAAUGCCUCCCUGCAGCCCUCUGAUCCGCUCAAAUACUAUGCAGGUGUUUUUUCUCCAAGCUCCUUCAGGUGUACUAUAGUCAUGUGUUCAGCUGGUUUUAUUUAUUGCAUUUUAACAGCAAAAAAGCUCAUCUUCAGGACUGGACACAUAACACUCUUAAUGUCAUCAUAUUGAUGAAAAUGAGAGGCUCUUAGUGUUUUAGUAAACCGAUUUUUCCAUUCUAAAUGUUAGACUUAAUUACUCCAUUCCCUCCUGAGUGGAAACAGAGUGCACACAGAGUUAACAGAAACCAAACACGGAUGUUUGUUGUCCCAUCUCAUCUUCCAUCACAGUUCUGCUCAGUUUCAGCUGUGUUGUUAAAAUCAUCCGUCACUUUCUCACUUUAGAUCUCAGAAUGACUUCAGAUGAGUCAUGGGAUGUGUUAGCGGCGUUUAAUUUACUCAUAUAGUGCUGUAGAACAGUACAAUAUUAACAUGUGACCGCUCUUAUAUAAAUUUUAUAAACAUUUCAGAAUCAGAAACUUUCACACUGCAGCUUUAAGUGGACCUCAUUUAUUAUAUUAUUCAUAUUAUAUCUAAUUUGUUUAGUCUCUUUAUUUAAAGGAAAAGUUUGCCUAUAAAUGCAAAUUCUGUUGCGACACUUUUGUAGUUUCAAAGCUGGAAAAACGAGAUAUUUUUGAGGAUUCUGGGUUUGGAUGCGUAAACAAUGACAGAGUUUUUAUUUUUGGGGUGAAAUGUUUCAGCUUUUACAUAUCAUUGCAGUGAGGUUGACCUCAACUAGCAAACAAAAGGAACCAUUGUACAAAUACUUACUGUAAAUUAUUCUCCAGUUUCAAUGCAAUAGUACAUUUUCAGACAGUAUAUUUUUAUGAAUAUGUCCUGUAAAUCGAGUUAGUACUGUACAUAGUUUAGAAUCAAAAGUUUUAUAGCAAAAUGUCUCAUUAAGGACAUUAAUUACUAUCAUAAAAUGGGUUAAGUAUUGUCUGUUACUAUCGUAAUUCUAUAUUGAGAAGCUUUUGUCGUUAGAUUAGUGAAAGGUUCUGUUUCUCUUAACAAAAAUUUUGUUAAAGAAAAAAAACUUGGACAGCAUAUUUUACGUUUUGUGGUUGCGCAGCUGUAGAACUGACCUGUUUGGGUGAAUCUCACAGAAUCUGUCAGGGUUGUAUUUCACACUAAAAUAAGAUCAUUAAAGGUAUGGUUCAACCAAAAAUGAAACUUUGCUGAAAAUGUCCUCACCCGAAAUGUAGAUGAGUUUGUUUCUUCACGAGACCAGAUUUGGAGAAAUGUAGCAUUCCAUCACUUGCUCACCAGUGAAUGGGUGCCGUCAGAAUGAGAGUCCAAACAGCUGAA
Messenger RNA from Onychostoma macrolepis, 3275 nucleotides. It is a transcript of the gene ranbp3a, whose product is annotated as RAN binding protein 3a. The record is from RefSeq and is a predicted model, not a curated record. The coding region runs from base 394 to 1902 and encodes 502 amino acids. Lineage: Eukaryota; Metazoa; Chordata; Actinopteri; Cypriniformes; Cyprinidae. Gene Ontology annotation, biological process: protein export from nucleus. The transcript has 19 exons. Gene Ontology annotation, molecular function: GTPase activator activity. Gene Ontology annotation, cellular component: nuclear pore; cytoplasm.